AUGAGUCCAUCGCCAGAAGCUGACCAGGCCUCUCCCGGUCGCUCGACUCUGCGCCGGAGGACGUCGUCCAUGCAUUCACAACGCAAGCCCUGGGAGACUCGGCGGCCCAGUUUCCGUACUUCCAAUUCUCGCAGCAGACCAGAUCCGGAAGAGAUACAACCAAUGUCUCGGCAGGACACGAGAACUUCUACCAAGUCAAAGCGCCGGCAGCCCAAAUGGUGGAAGAUUCGACUCUUCAAAGGUAUGAUCGACGACGUGAGAAGGAGAGCACCCUACUAUUGGAGUGACUGGCGAGAUGCCUGGGACUAUCGAGUCAUUCCAGCGACGACAUAUAUGUACUUCGCCAACAUUCUCCCAGCACUGGCUUUCUCGCUAGACAUGUUCGUCAAGACCGAUAACUCCUACGGCGUCAACGAAGUAUUGCUGGCUAGUGUGCUCGGUUGUGUGGUCUUCUCACUAUUUGCAGCGCAACCACUGGUCAUCGUGGGCGUGACAGGUCCGAUCACCGUCUUCAGCUAUACAGUCUAUGAUAUUGUAGUGCCCAUGGGCUACGACUAUUUCGGCUUCAUGGCCUGGAUCGGUAUCUGGUCUCUGAUCUUGCAUUGGAUCUUGGCGAUCACGAACUCAUGCAAUGCCCUAACAUAUGUCACCCGAUUCUCUUGCGACACCUUCGGCUUCUACGUCGCAUUUGUCUACCUUCAGAAAGGUAUCCAGGUACUUACUCGGCAAUGGGGCGAGGCCAAUGCAACAUCAGCAUACCUUGGCAUCAUGAUCAGUCUGCUUGUCCUUGCCGUCGCGUAUCUCUGCGGCAUCAUAGGCGAGUCCAAACUCUUUCACCGCCACGUCCGCAAGUUCAUUGAGGACUAUGGCACACCUCUAACGAUCAUCUUCUUCACCGGCUUCGUCCACAUCGGGCACAUGAAAGACGUCGAUCUCACCGUCCUUCCCGUCUCCAAAGCCUUCUUCCCCACCGCCCAACGCAGCUGGGCCGUGAACUUCUGGGACAGCUCCGCCGCAGAAGUCUUCACCGCGCUGCCCUUCGCUGUCCUUCUCACAAUCCUCUUCUGGUUUGACCACAACGUUUCCUCCCUCAUCGCCCAGGGCUCCGAAUUCCCCCUCCGCAAACCACCCGGCUUCCACUGGGACAUCUUCCUCCUCGGCCUCACAACCGCGCCCUUCCAUACGCAGGCGCUUUGCGUCACAGAGAGCGUCCUGGUUUCCGAUCCUCAGAAACAAUCGAACGGAGCUGACACGACCCGCUACGAACGCAAGACAACGCACGUCGUCGAACAACGCGUGUCCAACCUAGCGCAAGGACUCCUCUUCCUCGUCACCAUGACCGGCCCUCUCCUCGUCGUGCUGCACCUCAUCCCGCAAGCUGUCCUUGCAGGCUUGUUCUUCGUCAUGGGCGUCCAGGCACUCAUCGGUAACGGCAUCACGCUAAAACUCGUCUAUCUUUUCUCGGAUCGAGAACUCGUUGAUUCCAAAAACGAACCACUUGCGCGCAUCGACAGGCGCACAGCGAUCUGGGGGUUUGUCGCCAUCGAAUUGUUGAUCUUUGGGGGCACGUUCGCGAUCACGCAGACCAUUGCGGCGAUUGGGUUUCCGGUGAUUAUUAUCAUUAGUAUUCCGUUCAGGACGUUUGUUAUGCCGAGGUGGUUUCGGGAGGAGGAGUUGAAGGUGUUGGAUGCGCCGACUGCAGGAAGCUUCGUGAUGGAGAGUGUUGGUGGGCUUAUGGCGCCAACGAAGACGGGUCGGACAACGAAGAUCACGAGAAUCGUGGAUCUGGCGCGGAAACGCCGCCACCAGAUGCACGGAACGGGGACAGAGCAUACCACAAAGAUGACGAAAAUGCGAUCAUAG
This is a messenger RNA of Cyphellophora attinorum, 1863 nucleotides long. Its product is annotated as putative transporter. Lineage: Eukaryota; Fungi; Ascomycota; Eurotiomycetes; Chaetothyriales; Cyphellophoraceae. Bases 1 to 1863 code for a protein of 620 amino acids. Gene Ontology annotation, molecular function: solute:inorganic anion antiporter activity; borate efflux transmembrane transporter activity. Gene Ontology annotation, cellular component: fungal-type vacuole; plasma membrane. The transcript has 2 exons. The record is from RefSeq and is a predicted model, not a curated record. Gene Ontology annotation, biological process: borate transport; monoatomic ion homeostasis; monoatomic anion transport.